CUCGCGCUCUACGGAACAGCUUGUGGCCAGCCGAGCAGCAAACCGUCGCCCCCUCCUGGAUCCGCCUUCGAAGAGUGUUCAAGCCUGUCGCUGCACUACGUAGCUGCACGCCUCUCACUGCUGACGGCCUCCGCGCGUUGCGGCCAUGACGACGACGGCCGCCAACCCGGCGUCGAUGCCACAGAGCAGCGAGCAGCGGUACAUUCCAGCCGACUCAACCAAGCGGAAUUCGAUCACGCAAGACAUACAACGAAAGGAACGCAGCUUCCAGGAGUGCCUUGAGUUUCUCAUGCCCGUCUACCUGCUGCCCUUCGUUUUCGGCGACAGGGCCGGCACGGCCAUCUACUGCGUCCUGCUGACCGUGGUGGGACUAAUGGGCCGCCUUAUUCCGGCCACCGUUGCCGCCGUGCUGCCCAUCGUGAUCCUGCCGCUCGGUGGCGUCUCCACCCCCGACAAGCUGGCCGCUGAAUACAUGGGCCCCCACGUGCUCACGGCCUUCCUGCUGUUCGCCAUCGCCAUCUUGGGCGACGAGACGACCGUCUUCUUCCGGCUCUGCCUGUACGCGCUGCAGCGCUACGCCCUGCGCCUGCAGCCGCUCUUCCUGUACCUGCAGUUCCUGGUGUUCGCGCUCAGCCUGCUGCUGCCCAGUGCCCUGGUCGUGGUGUUCAGCACCGUGUUCAUCGACCGCUUCGUCACCACCGUGCACAACGAGAUCACCGCCGACCAGCGCGGCAGCGUGCGCAUCCAGACCAACUCGACGCAGAACUACUUCGACGACGGCCGGCGGCCGCGCUGGUUACGCCGCACCAGCCUGCAGCCGGCCUUCGCCCGCAGGGGCCGCAGCCUGUCCGUGGUGAGCGACACGACGCUCGCCAGCGAGGCGUCCGCCGGCAGUUCGAUCAUCAGGCAGUUCAGGAUGCACCCGCCCACGCCCCCGCUGGAGGCGCCGGCCGCCGGGCGAGGGCACGGCAGAAUGGGCGUGCGCAAGACUUCCUUCGGCACGUUCGACAUGCAAGGCGACGAGAGGCCGUACUACCUGCCCGUGCGCCGCAUCCGCUCGUUCAGCGUGGAGCCCAGCCAGCCGUCGUCCAUCCUCAAGCGCAGCCCGGCUCCUCCGCCGCCUCCGUCGUCGCCGCCGCCGGAGACGCCGCAAGACUGGGACACGUGCCCUGCGGGCAUCACCACGGCAAGCGAAGCGCGAAGGAGGAGCACCCAGCCUAUGGGCGAAUUCUUCCUGCAAGAAGCGGCGCGGUUGGCCGCUCCGAGGAGCUCUCACGACUGGCACAAGGAGACGUCGACGCCACGCGCUGUCCCUGCGCCCAUCGUGCUCUCUCCGUCCACGCCCACGUUCGGGACGGCCCAGGGCAGUGCGCUGCCGAGCCCCGAGAAGAAACGCGACGUCACUGUCGUGCCAGCGGGUUCGUGGCCAGCGUGCGUUUCGCAGCCACCCACGUCGUCCUGCACGGGCACGUCGUCCUCGCCGUCGCCGGUGUCGGCAAAGAGCUCGACGAGCCUCACGGACCCCUCGCCUUCUCCAAGGUCGUCCCGCUCGAGGCACAGACGGCGACAUCAGGCCGACACCCCGCUGAUCUCGAAGACAACGGACUUCAAGGCCCGAAGCCAAGUGCAUGCGCCACCAGCCGGUGAAACCCAGCCACCCCGCGAGCAUCAAACUGGUGGUCACUCCCCGCCACCGGCGGAUAAAAGGCGCGGCUCACGGCGCUCGUCGAAGGUGACGCAAAGGGUGACCGAUGGCGAGCCGAAGCCUGAGCAGAAGAUCGAAUCCACGACGACGUCGAAAUGCGUUGUGCUACCCGAGGCGAUGCCGGAGGCCAUCCUAGAACUCGGAGCGGUGCAGCAGCAGCAGCAAGAUCCUGAGCCGAGGCAACCGGAAGUGCGCGGAGUGCUCAAGAAACGAAACGCGUCACUACAGUCCAGCCUGGCCAGUCGCCGCGACAGCGCGUUUGCCAGGCAGCCGCUGUUGUCCCGUGCGUCGUUGGACAACGUGACGGACCGGAGGAACCUCCUCGCACCACAGACUUCCCAGAGCGAAUCUAGGGCACCCGCAGACAGGGUCUCAAGUUUCUGUUUCAACGGAGCAGAACAACAGACGUCAUCAUUAAGAGUGCGAGCCCUCACCAACGCUGCUCGUCCGGCUUUCGUUGCCGGAGUCGCGUACACCGCCAUCUUUGGUAACCUCGUUAACUUCAACACCUUGUCCACGCGGAAGACCCUGCUCGCCACUCUCGGCUGCCAAGACGACGAGUGCCCGGUCAACUUCUGGAGCUGGCUGGCCGUGUCACUGCCCGUCGCGUUGAUUUGCUGCAUCGCCUGCUGGACGGCCAUCUACUGCGCCGGCCUCGUGAGCUGCGACGACGAAGUCGACGAGCAAACACACGACGACAUGUCCAAGAGCGCCCGCAUCCGCCAUCGAAACAUGAAGAGGCACAGCGUGUGGGAGGCCCUCGUGUUCUACUGGAUUGUGGGGAUUCCCGUCGCCUCCUGCGCUUACGGCUUCCGCGAUCCGGAUAGGUACAUGGAGGGCCCGUUGCUGGGUCUCGCGCUGCUGGGCCUGAGCGUUUCGCCGGCAUAUUCGCUGCGUCGCUGCUGGACGCAUCGCAUGCUCUGCUGGCGCGACCUCUGCUCGCGCAUGCCGUGGAACCUCAUCCUCAUGCUGGGCUCGGUGUUAGCGCUCACCAGGACAAUCGAGGAGUACAGGCUGGUAGAGAUUGGUCUGGCAAAGCUGGACGACCACUUCUGGUCCCAACGGUCGACCAAGUCCUGCCAAUUCAUCUUGGUCAGCGUGGCUGCCUUAUUGUCAGAGGUCGUGCUCGGAGACUCGCUCGCCCGGUCCAUGGCGACCACGGUUGUCCGAGUGGCGGUGGUCACAGAGACACCAGUGUCCUUCUACGUGGUACCGGUGAGCCUGGCGGCCUCCAUCAACGUGAUGCUGCCCGUGUCGCUGCCGCUGCUCGUAAUGCGCGAGUACCUCCACACCAAGUGCACACAGAUGGUGGCCUACGGCGUCUUCCUCAAGUGCACCUCCGUGGUCGCCAUAUUCGUGCUUAUGAACACCAUCGGCCUCAUCGUGUUCCAGGGCGACACACAACCAGGGAGGCAAAUGACGUUGGCCCUCACCAACGCCUCCCACAUUUAUACUGAAAUUUUCUGAAACCGUGUAAUGUUCAACGUAUUUUGUUCUAUUCUCUCCCGUUUUUUUUUGUUCGUUACUUUUAUUUUUUCGAUGCGCUAUAACGCGUUUUCUUUUACCUUUUAUUUGUAAUCACGCUUCUGGCUGUUUCGCUGUGCUUCAUCUUUAUUUUUUAUCGCGCGUUGUAGUAACAAAUGCUCUUUCGUGCUGAUUGACUUUUGACGUUGUAGUACUUCGUUGUGCAUUGCACUGUUCGGUAUGGCGAUCCACCUAGCUAUUAGCGCUUAACUGUAUUUGUGCUUUUCACUCGUAGCUCGGGCCUCGAUGUGUUAUGAUACGGACUGCCAAGGACCUUUGUGUUGAUGUGUGCCUCGUUACGGUGGCGGGUGCUUGCGUGCUUUUCUGGACGCUGCGCCUUUGAAUACGGAUGACGAAGUGUUCAGGUCCAUGAAACCUCAGUGCCAGAACAAUGCAUUACGCUUGCCUUAGCACGCUGAAGAACGUCAAGUCGACAGUGGCCUGGUCAACAGAAGUGGGAAGCAGCCGCUCAUCGCCGUUGAAUGACACUGCUCCGAGAAAGAGGGCGAAUAAUGUCUGUCUUUUUUUUUCAACUGGAACUUUGUUCAGUCCGCAUGAUACCGAUGUAUGCACGAAAUAUUUGAACGAUAAAUUUCGUACUACGCUACGCAAGGAUGCGAAAUUCCCAACACCAA
This is a messenger RNA of Dermacentor albipictus, 3864 nucleotides long. RefSeq lists its product as uncharacterized. The record is from RefSeq and is a predicted model, not a curated record. NCBI's taxonomy places the organism in Eukaryota, Metazoa, Arthropoda, Arachnida, Ixodida, Ixodidae. Gene Ontology annotation, cellular component: membrane.